AUGGACCGAGAUGAGUUAGAUGACCCAGGACACUACGCUCUCGAGGAAAGCUCAGGAUCAGCCUAUAUAGGCUCAGAAAACGAUGACAAUAGCAACUCAUCACAUGACGAGGAUGAAGUAGCCGCCUCGAGGGCAGGUUCAGCGAGGGGUAGAAGCCGGAGCAGGAGCAUAGCUAACAAGAAACCUGCCACGAAACAACGAGCCGCUACAGAAUCUGACCCUGAAGGAGAACAGGAGGAUCCAAAUCUCCAAGAUGCCUCGGCAUGGGCUGCAAAUUUUAAAGAGCCAAACGUAGAGGACAUCAAGACACCUCCGAGAGGAUCUCGUGUGCCGAAGAGAAAGGCGCAGAAACCUGCGCCAAAUGCCCGCAUGAACCUUCUCAAGGGCUUCUAUAACAACAAUUACCGAGAACUUCUGAACUCUGAAAUCCAGGAUGCGGUGUCGAGGGCAGGUCCGAGUAGUAAACUUGAAGAGAGCCAAAUUGGGUCAUCGGUUUGGACGAAGCACGAGAAAGCUUUAUUUUUUGCUUCCCUGGACCGACUGGGGAAAAAUGAUACCCCCGGUAUAGCGGAGUGGACCGGGAGCAAGUCACAGCAUGAAGUACAGGAAUACAUCAAUCUCCUGCACCAAGGCUCCAUGGAACGAAGAGCGCAAGGUCGCAAACUUGUUCUGUCCACUGGGCUUCCGGCCGCGAUGGAGGUCAGCGAUGAAUGUGCUGCUCUCUUAGAACGAGCUGGCGAUGCCCUCGCCACAAUUCAAGAACUCGCUGAGCAAAAGGUAGAAAAGGGGAAGUGGGGCGAGUCAUGGCUCAUCACAGAGGACGUGGCGCUUGCAAUUGAAAAGCGUCGUAAGGACGCAGCAGGAGAGGAAGCGAUGCGUGAAGUACUUCCAGCAGCCAACCUACUGGACUUCCGAAAAUGGCUUGAGCUUUCAAGUAGAGUAUUCAUGAAUUCCGCUGCUCCUCGCGAAGAGGAUAACUGGGAGAACAUUGCCGAGCCGGGAGAGAAGCCAGCCGUUCGGGCGACUGCCUUCGAGGAUUUCCAUUCUCUGGCUGUCAACAUCACGAAAAGGCUUGUGGCCACUGUAUUGUUUUGUACCCAGUCGAGGCUACGAGCCAAGGGCUCAAAUCUCGUCAAGCAUUCAGAGAUUAACGCGGACGAUGUAGAAGCAGCCUUGAAAAUCCUGGGCAUGAAAGCCAACAGCCACGAGUUCUGGAUCGGCUGCGCAAAGCGCUGUAACGUGAAGAUCGACGACGGCGGCUCUACCCUGACCUACGAAGAAGUAGAAGAAGCCCUCAGAGGAGAUCUCCCAGAAAGAGCGCGUUCACGAUCACGCUCCCUCGAUCCCAGGACCUUCCCUCGGACACAGGACAACCUUUCAUCGCCCUCAGAGCUGGACUCGGAACUGCUCGAUUCCGACGAAGAGUACAUGAGCACGCCACCCCGAGCUACCAGCUGCUCCGGCGACGAUUCUGGGCCAAGCAAGAGACGGAAGCUGGACCCGGCUGAAGUAGAAGAGAUGGCUGGCGAUGCACAGGACGUUUAUACGGAAGCUUUCGAUAUGCAUGCUAGCCAAGCGGAAGAGAUACGGCUGUGGGAUUUGCUGGAGCAGACAGCGCCGUUUGAGUUCAACGCGAAGCCUGCGGGGGGACCACCGCCGAAGGGCUUUAAAGACGGGUUGAUUGAGAGAGAAGAUUGGAGGAGCCAUGUUAGGUAUGUUGCGGAGUGGGAAAUGUUGGGUACGGCGGUCACAGAAGAAGAAUUUGAGAGGAAUAGGAAGAGGAAGUCUCGGGUGGCUAAAGGGAGGGUGGGCAAGAAGCUAUCUAGGAGCGAUGGAGAUCUACGUGCACGGGCGGCUAGGGGAAGAGCUUCAAGUGAGAAACCAGCCGACCGUGGUGUGCCGCAGGAGCUCGACGAUGAGCAGGAUGGCCUUCCCAGCUUCGAAGAACAGGAGCAAGAUGCCGAAGAUAGACUCGAGGCCGAGAGCUCGCGAGCUGGGCGCAGCCCUGAAGCCUUCUCUUCCUCACAUCGCUCAGUUUCCAGGGACGAUGGCUAUUCAAGGGCGGGACAAACGCAGCAGACGAAGGAACAGCCCAGCCCCAACUCCUCGGACGAGGAAGAUAGGUACCAGAGUAUCGAGUCAAAGUAA
Drepanopeziza brunnea f. sp. 'multigermtubi' MB_m1 is the source of this 2148-nucleotide messenger RNA. RefSeq lists its product as uncharacterized. The record is from RefSeq and is a predicted model, not a curated record. Gene Ontology annotation, molecular function: RNA polymerase I general transcription initiation factor activity; rDNA binding. NCBI's taxonomy places the organism in Eukaryota, Fungi, Ascomycota, Leotiomycetes, Helotiales, Drepanopezizaceae. Gene Ontology annotation, cellular component: RNA polymerase I upstream activating factor complex. Gene Ontology annotation, biological process: nucleolar large rRNA transcription by RNA polymerase I; transcription initiation at RNA polymerase I promoter.